GCAAAGCAGAAGUUUCUGAGGCUAAGCCUCAGAUUCCGCUGGACCCUUUAGAGGCUGAACUGCAGGCCCAGGAGGAGAAACUCCGCCAACAGGCCAAAGCAGUUGAGACUCUAAAGGCUGAGCUGAAGAAGAAGGAGGAGGMGGCCCAGAAAGAGGCCAGGAAAAAGUUAUUGAUUGCAGAUGUAGAGAAGAUCCCUGCUACUCCUUCUGCUCCUCCCUCUCCUGGACCUUCUCAGCGAAAACCUGCAUCACCCCCACACUCCAGACCUGCAUCACCCCCACACUCCAGACCUGCAUCUCCACCCCCUACGCCCGGAUCAACAGCAGCUUCACAACCCUCAUCACCAUUUGAGUUUCAGCGUCCUGAGCUAACACYGCCACCCAUGUUCUCAGGCGAGGACCCAAAGGUGGAUGUGGCAGACUGGGUUGCUGCACAGAGGACCUACCUGAGUGGGUUCAAAUGUGACGAGGAUGUGAAGGUGUCAGCCAUCCUUGCUCGCUUGGAGCGGUCAACACUGAAAUGGUGCACCUCUACCUCCAGCAAGCAAGGUAUGGAGAUGGCUGAUUGGGUGCAGAGGCUGGGGGUGGCUGGAUUUCUGCAGGCCCUGCAGGACCGGUUUGCAGACAAGGAGCAGGCCAAGAAGGCAACAGACAAAAUCAUGCGCCUGGGCCAGAAGAAGUUUGAGGGCUCCUUGUCCAAACUGUACUCCACCUUUGAGAGUCUGACAUCGACUCCGGGGUUGGAGAUGAGCGAGCAGGAUCUGCUCAUUCAUUUCCUAAGGGCAGCGACUGGGCAAUUCCAGCUUGCUCUCUUCUCUCAGGGCCACAAGGACUGGCGGUCCUUUGGCAGAGCAGCCCUGGACUUGGAGUCUAAACUCCAURUCCAGAAGCACCUUCUGAAGGAAGGAAGGGGCCCUCCUCCAAAGGGCGAAGGAGGAGGAAGGGCGCCCUGUUUGCUGCUGCAGMUUCUGGUUCAGAUAGUGACACAGCAUCUCAGGGCGGGAGCCCUCCACCUGGGACUGCAUCAUCAUCUGCUGCAGAUUCUGCUGUUCUUGCCCUGGCUGAUGCUUUGAUGGGUUUGACAAAGGGCAA
Chara braunii is the source of this 1092-nucleotide messenger RNA. The record is from the annotation of a GenBank genome assembly. Lineage: Eukaryota; Viridiplantae; Streptophyta; Charophyceae; Charales; Characeae.